This is a messenger RNA of Penaeus chinensis, 2427 nucleotides long. Its product is annotated as facilitated trehalose transporter Tret1-like. Gene Ontology annotation, molecular function: transmembrane transporter activity. The transcript is spliced from 6 exons. The coding region runs from base 68 to 1621 and encodes 517 amino acids. The record is from RefSeq and is a predicted model, not a curated record. Gene Ontology annotation, biological process: transmembrane transport. NCBI's taxonomy places the organism in Eukaryota, Metazoa, Arthropoda, Malacostraca, Decapoda, Penaeidae. Gene Ontology annotation, cellular component: membrane.
UCGUUAGAGCUGGUGAAUUGCAGUCGCUAAUCGUAUUGUACUGAGGUGAACAUCUCUACUGUGAACCAUGAAUGCUGUGCAAAAAUCCACGCAGAAGGAGGAAAGAAAGGAAGAGGAAAAAUGUACAGAAGCAAAACCCGCCUUGACUCAAAGACAAGUGAUAUGCCUGGUAGCGAUAGGCGGUACCAAGCUCCUGAAUGGUAUGAUGUCUGGCUGGCCCGCGGUUUUGCCCAAGUUACAGGAAGACCACAGCAGGUUCACGGUGACGGACGAAGACGUGGCCUGGAUCAUUUCCCUGAUGUUCAUCAUGGGUUUCGUGAUCUCCCCUCUGGCGGGCCUCGUAGCGGAACACGUGGGUCCGCGGCGUCUGCUGGUCAUCGCGAUGUUCCCUGUGGCCGGGUUCUGGCUCCUGCAGGCAUUCAGUCCGUACCUGUGGCUCCUGUACCUCGGCAGGGGCCUUCUCGCGUCCACUGCCACAGUAACAUUCACCAUAGUGCAGCCCUUGGUAGUAGAGCUAUGCCCUCUGAGAAUCAGGGGUCUGGCUUCGGUCCUGCCAGAGCUGUUCCACUGCGUUGGACUGCUGGCGUCCUACCUGCUGGCUUCUCUGCUGUCCUGGGACAUGGCUACUGCUAUUUCCGCUGCCCCGUUCGUGCCCUUGGCUCUGCUGGUACUGCUUGUACCAGAGUCACCUUACUGGCUCGUGAGAAAGAAUAAGAUCGACGCAGCUGAGAGAUCUCUAAGACUUCUGUUGGGUCGUGACGGCAAUGUGGCUCAAGAACUGGAGGCAAUUAUGAGCACGACGACCCAGCGACAGAGUGAAGUUAAGGACCAGGUAAGGGAGCUUCGCAAAGCCCAAAACGCUAUACCAGUUGUUUUGAUGCUCAGCGUGUUCAUGCUGCGAGAGCUCGGCGGGAAAGGGCCGGUCUUCAGCUACACUGUGUACAUAUUCCGCAAGGCAGAAGUGGAGCUGGAUGCAUUUUAUUGCACAGUUUUCGUCGGUGUUGCUCGACUUGUAAGCACGUGCGUGUCUGCUUGCUGUCUGGACCUGGUAGGUCGCAAACGCCUUCUCGUGGCGACGGCAGUGAUGUGCGCAGUGUCGGAGGGCGUCGCCGGAACCUUCCUCUUCCUGGAAGUGGAGGGGGUCACGUGGGUGCCCCUGGCAUCUGUAAUUGUCUUCGUGAUCGGCUAUGGGAUUGGUCUCGGACCCAUUCCCUGGACAUAUCUCGGCGAACUCUUGCCGACACCUGUCAGGUCUCUGGGAGCUGCCUUGAUCACUUUUGGUUACUCCAUUAUUUACUUUGUCGUGAACAUUUUGUUCCUGAAAGUGAUCUCUUCCCUCGGCCUGGGAUUGACGAUGCUGAUAUUCGGCACAGCGAAUCUGGGUAUCGCCAUGAUAGUCCAGUUAUUCAUUCCCGAGACCAAAGGGCGCACUUUGCAAGAUAUGGAAAAGGCCUUCUCAUCCAGGGGUAAGGGCAAGGCAUCUCCUCAGCCAAUCCCGACUGUCGCUGUUCUGGCAGAGAUGAGGCAGACCGUCUUGCAAGGGAAGAAAGAAAACGAAAGAACUGAAGACUGCUAUUACGGUUAUCAAUAUCAAUCCUUUGCAUGGUCCUAUCAUUAUUAAUUUUAUCAGGACCAUUGCUAUCUUUACUAUUGUUGUAUAAUUGUUAAUACUCUUUUCAUUAUUAAAGACAUUGUUGUUAUUAUAAUUAGUUUAAGUCCAUACUUGUUUUUUUCUUGUUAAUUUAAGGAUUUUGAUUAUGAAUGUGAAACGCGUUUACCGUUGGCAAGUCUCAGUGUCUUGAAGCAACCUCUCUGCACUUUUAUCACUGACGGCUCGACAUUCUUUGGGGGAAAAGGAAAGAUACGAAUGCAGAAAAUUUAGUUUCAAUGGCGUAUUAUAACCAUGACAUUCAUAACAAUUGAUAAACUGAUUUUUAAAACAUGAUGACCUUUACUCGCACUCCAAAAUACACACCGAACUCCUAAGUUAAUUUCAUAAAUUAGAAAAUCAUUGCUUUUACAAAGCAGAUCCUUAGACCUGAUUUUAUCUGAAGCGUUGGCAUAAAGAACAUGCCCUUUCUCAAUAAUGGUCCAUCAAUUGAAAUGUGUGACCAAUGAAUCUCGUGGCAGCCAAUUCGGCUGUGAUAAUAUUGUUCUUCUGUUUCACUUACCCAAGAAACUACAUGUAGAUUUACAUGAUAUAGACAGCUUUCAAUCCAUUAGGAAUUAUAACUUUCAAACCUGCUCAGAAAAGCGUCCACGCUCGUGGUACUUCAAAUAAUCUAGAAUGAAAGAUGCAGAUUCAUAUCUCUCUCCUUAUACUUGAGUGUGAACAGUGCAACUAUUAUAUAUAAUAACGGCAUGAUGUUUUUUCAUGCGUGGCAAAUUAACUCUGAUGCUGUAGAAAAAUAAAUAAUUAAACUCUUA